Saccostrea cuccullata (small rock oyster) is the source of this 695-nucleotide messenger RNA. RefSeq lists its product as uncharacterized. The record is from RefSeq and is a predicted model, not a curated record. The annotation marks the transcript as partial. NCBI's taxonomy places the organism in Eukaryota, Metazoa, Mollusca, Bivalvia, Ostreida, Ostreidae. The transcript has 3 exons.
GAUUAACACACCUCUGGAAUAUACCAGAUGAUGUCCCAGAUGUAGCCGAGGAAGUCACAAUAAGUACUGAAGUUGAUCCUCGAACACUAGAAAUGGAAAAACUAGUGUUCAAACAUGGAAAUGUACCUCCCCUCACCAUAGAAAAUGACUUGGUGCAAUUCAUUGAGUUCUCAACUCGAGGUCAAAGACUUUGUCCAGUGUGGCUUGACUUACACAGAGGCAGAAUAACAAGUUCCAUCUUUGGACAAGUUCUUAGGGCUGGAAGUAGUCCAAAUAGUUUGAUAAAUAAUACUAUUGAAGGAUCAAGUCUCCACAAAUACAGUUCAUUGCCCCCUGCUGUGAAGUGGGGCCAGGAUCAUGAAAAUGAAGCAAAACAGCAAUACAUUGCACUAAAAUCAGUAUUUGGAGAUGUAGUGGUGGAGGAAACUGGCCUGACCUUGUGUGCUUCUCAUUCUUUUCUUGGGGCAUCAAGUGAUGGGAAAGUCUGUGAUGCAGGGGAAGAAGGUGUGCUUGAAAUUAAAUGUCCAUUUUCCCUAAAAGGAAAGCCAGUCAACAAGAUGGAAAUUCAGGAAAUUGUCAAUCUCUCAGAUCCUGCAUUUUGCCUUGUUCAGGGAAACGAUGGACCAAAGCUGUCGAGACAUGACCAUGACUAUUAUGCUCAAGUGCAAGGUGAGAUGGAGUUUGAUAAGAGUUAA